CCUCUUACAGACAGCUUAUUUCAGGCUUCCUCACUGCAUCAACAACUCAGUCCUUGACACCUGCUGUCUGACUUAAAGUCUGCACUUCAACUAUCAGCCACAAGGGACACUGCUGAGCCCCCUCUGCUCCAAUGCAGUUGUGCAGGUACAGAUUAACCCGAGAGAGCAUUGAGCUUUGAACUAGUUGUAAGAGCAGCUUUCAGAGUCCGUCCUCCUCCCUUCUCCCUGAAGAGGAAGAGUGAUUCCCACUGAGAUCUUUCUUUAAUCCGACAGUGCUGCUGUCAGUGGUUGUCAGGGGCUGUCACAUUACAGUGGAGGUGCUGGGCAGACUCUGACUGCAGGUGUUACCUUUCCCUUCCGCCUACUGUCCCACUUUGGAUUAUAUUACUGCAACUGUGUGAAGGACAAGAGCUAAAGUCAUAUCUAAAAGAACAGAAAAAAUAUUUCAGACACCAUGGGAAUUUUAUUAAGAUGGAAUCACUGCUUUCAAGUACUGGGGAUUAUGCACUUGUAUAUGAAUUUCUCAUUUGCUCUGUUGGAAGUUCAUGUUGAACAAACAACUGUAAUUGCUGUUGAAGGACAAAGCAUUGUUUUACCCGUAUGGUAUUCCACUAACUCUCUCAAGUCACCAUAUAUCACCUGGAGCAUUGAAAGAGCAUCUAAAAAAGAAGUUCAGAUUUUAAAAUAUAUGGGAGAUGUUACCACCGUUCAAGAACCACAAUUCAAAAAUCGUUUGGGCUUUGUUUAUCCGAUGCCUUCAAGAAAUAUUUCUAUUAUAAUUAACAGUACUCAGGAAAUAGAUUCUGGUCAGUAUAAAUGCGUAGUUAAUGUGGAAGAUGACGAUAGCUCUGGAGGUGGAAAUAUUGGAGAAAUAAAUGUUACUGUACUAGUUAUUCCGUCAGUUCCUGUAUGCCAGAUACAUGGAAAUCCUUAUGUUGGCUCAAAUAUCACACUGAGCUGCAAGUCAUCCUCUGGUAAGCCAGACCCAAGCUAUACCUGGACACGGACAUCGCCAACUACUCAGUAUUAUUUUUCCCCUGCUCAAGAUAGUGUGAAAGGAACUUUAACCUUGACAAAUCUAACUUUUGAAAUGUCUGGAGUUUAUCUUUGUACAUCCAAAAAUAUAGCUGGAUCUAGGACGUGUAAUAUAACAAUGGAUGUGACUUCAUUUUCUAGGACAGCAGUAAUUGUUGGAGCAGUUGUGGGAUCCAUUGUUGGAGUAUUCUGUCUGGCAAUCCUGGUGGGUGUUCUGUUUUAUUUCUACAGAUGCAAAAAGAAGGACUCACAAGAUGAAAUGGAAAAUGACAUUAAAGAGGAUGCUCAAGCUCCAAAAACUCUUACGUGGGCAAAAGGCAACGGAUCAGAUAUAGUUUUCAAAAAUGGCACGUUAUCAUCUGUGAACACAAACAGGGAACACAAAUCAUACGCAUCCAAAUCUCCUUCUGAAACAGGCUCUGUAAUUACUGCAGCAGGAAGUAACGUGGGCUUUAAGCCUAACUAUGCGCACAAUGCAAGCGGAGUAACAACGCCAUCACCAAGCUUGUCCAGCCAGACAUUACCAACCUAUAUGCCACCCCAGAACGGUAACUUUUACAACACUGCAAUGCCAGCCAAUAGAAACACACUGCAGAAAACAAAUGGAAUGGAACAUCAGCCUCCAAGAAAAGAACUUCAUAUAACAUCUGGAGUGACACCAUCCAAUCUUGUGAGAAUGGGGGCAGUGCCAGUAAUGGUGCCAGCCCAAAGCCAGGCGGGAUCACUGGUGUGACUCAUCAUCAAGCACUUUUAUAUUUUUCUACAAUAAACAUUACUGAUAGUUUACAAGUAUUAUUCAAUAGCCAACAUUUAUAAAAAAGCAUCGAAAGACGUCUCAAGUUUGUUAAUCAGCUACAAUUCAUGGGUGCCGCUACUGUCCCAGAUAUAUACAGAUAUUAUACCUCCUUUAUCUGCUUAUGAAAGGUGUAAAUUUUAUAUUUUCUAUCUCUGAUAUCAUUUGUUUAAAAUUUUGUUUAUGGUGAAUCUUUUGCUUUUAAAAGUGUUUAUAUAUA
Molecule: messenger RNA, 2048 nt
Organism: Bombina bombina (fire-bellied toad)
Lineage: Eukaryota; Metazoa; Chordata; Amphibia; Anura; Bombinatoridae
Gene: ESAM
Product: endothelial cell adhesion molecule
Exons: 7
Coding region: 455-1768 (437 amino acids)
Biological process (GO): homophilic cell-cell adhesion
Cellular component (GO): adherens junction; plasma membrane
Molecular function (GO): cell-cell adhesion mediator activity
Source: RefSeq, a predicted model, not a curated record